Phyllopteryx taeniolatus (common seadragon) is the source of this 767-nucleotide messenger RNA. RefSeq names its product superoxide dismutase 1, soluble (gene sod1). The record is from RefSeq and is a predicted model, not a curated record. Gene Ontology annotation, molecular function: copper ion binding; superoxide dismutase activity. The transcript is spliced from 5 exons. Gene Ontology annotation, cellular component: cytosol; mitochondrion; nucleus. Gene Ontology annotation, biological process: removal of superoxide radicals. Lineage: Eukaryota; Metazoa; Chordata; Actinopteri; Syngnathiformes; Syngnathidae. Bases 92 to 556 code for a protein of 154 amino acids.
CUAGGUUGCCUCCUUCUCUCUCUGUUAGUCUCUCACCGACUUUCUAUAGCUUUAAUCCGAGGUGGCUACGCUUCAAACUACUGCGAACAAAAUGGUGCUUAAAGCUGUUUGUGUGCUGAAAGGAGCCGGCGAAACCACCGGGACGGUGUACUUCGAACAGGAGAGCGACUCCAGCCCGGUGAAGCUGACUGGAGAAAUCAAAGGCCUCACUCCAGGCGAGCAUGGCUUCCACGUCCACGCCUUUGGAGACAACACUAACGGGUGUAUCAGUGCAGGCCCUCACUUCAACCCGUUCAACAAAUCUCACGCUGGUCCAAAGGAUGCAGACAGGCAUGUCGGCGACCUGGGCAACGUGACCGCAGGUGCUGAUAACGUAGCCAAAAUUAACAUCAUAGACAGUGCAAUCUCCCUCACCGGCCAGUACGCUAUCAUUGGCAGAACCAUGGUGAUCCACGAGAAGGCCGAUGACCUGGGCAGAGGCGGUAACGAAGAGAGCUUAAAGACUGGCAACGCUGGCGGACGGCUGGCUUGUGGUGUCAUAGGCAUCACCCAGUAAAAACACCACUGUGGAAAAGAUAGAACCUUAAACCACUUAAAAGACCAUCUUGGCUACUCUGUGUUCUUUUUUUUUUUACCAUUUAAUGAGCCAGCAUUUAUGCUAUUCUUAAAGCACUUGACUGUCUGCUGGGACACCAAAAAGACGUUGUUGCGCGCAAGUUGUAACUGACAGCAAACAAACAUAAUAAAGAGUUCAUCCUUAUGCUGAA